Messenger RNA from Thrips palmi, 728 nucleotides. RefSeq lists its product as uncharacterized. The record is from RefSeq and is a predicted model, not a curated record. Lineage: Eukaryota; Metazoa; Arthropoda; Insecta; Thysanoptera; Thripidae. Bases 1 to 516 code for a protein of 171 amino acids. The transcript has 3 exons.
AUGGAGCCGGAGGAGGAGACCGAGCAGACGCUCAACUACGACUUCAACUACAACCUGGUCCUGUGCAAGUCCCUGAUGAACAAGCUGAGCCUGCCCCAAGAGAGGCAGCUGGCCACGGACUGGCUGCUCAAGCUGUCGACGUGCGGCACCACCAUGGACGAGAUGCGGCUGCGCAACAUGUUCGCCUACCUGCUGCUGCUCAGCCUGCAAGACGGCCAGCUGCGGCCGCCCUUCGACAGCGCGGCCCCCGCGGCGCCGCUACCCGCCCUGGAGCACCUGCUGCCCUCGGUGGCGUACGAGAGCGGGGACGACUUCGGCGACGCGAGCGGGCUGAGCGGCGGCUACUCCCACCGCGAGCAGAGCUAUGACGACGCCGACGGCUCCGGCGCGGGGGCGGGGCCCACCCGGCGCGCCUGCGACUACUCGCCCGACGGCGGCGAGUUCUUCGCGUCGCAGCCCGUGCCCCGAUGCGGGGCCUUCUGCUACCUGGCCGUCGUGGCGCGCCAGGACCAAUAGCCCCGACCUGACGUCCCCAGUGUCAUGUUGGUAGUGGCACUGCCUCAAGCGGCAACAAAACGCUUUCCUUCACAGCAUCUCAAAUGAUUUAAUAAUGAACACAUUCAGAGAAAAAAAAAAACUUGCUAGAUCCUUAACAACAUGUCAGCCUACAGAUAAAACUUCACCCACAAAUUUCCCGUAAGUCUGAUUGUAAUACAAGUCCUGAUUCG